AUGGAAUCUUUGGAAGCUGAUCUCGAAGCUCUUAAGAAAGAUAAUAGCAGUACAAAAGAAAUGCUACAAUAACCCACCCAACAACUAGCAACCUUGAUGGCAUGUCUACCAAAUGGACCUCCACCAGAGCAGUCUCAAAGACAACCAGAACAACACUCACUUCAAAAUCCGGAGCAAAGGAAGAGCAAUUACAAGCCCAAUUGCCGAACUGAGCUUCCAAAUUUCACUAGCAAUAAUCUUGAUGUAUGGUUACUACGGGCUGAGAGGUAUUUUCGUAUUAACCAAAUACUAAAACAUGAUCAUUUAGAAACAAUAAUGUUGAGCAUGGAGGGUGAUGCCCUAGAUUGGUAUUUGUGGAUGGAACAUCGCUUUCUAUUUCGUGAUUGAUAUGAUUUGGUCGUUUAAUCAAACACCAGAACAUGAUCGUUUAAAAUCUAACUUAGUGGUCAAUUUGGUUCAUUAGUAGCUAACAACAUGUAUUAGAAACUUUUGAACCUAAAACAAGAGAGUUCCACAUUAGAAUAUACGAUAGAGUUUGAACCAAUCUCAACCUAUCUUCUAAACAUACCAACAGAAAUACUAGAGCAUACAUAUCUAAAAAGACUCAAGCCUGAAAUCCAAUCAGGAUUAUCUAUGUCCAAGCCUAUUGGGUUAUGUGAAAUUAUGGUACUUCAGUACAAGCUAAAGCUCAUAUCUGUACUCUAUGGUAAGCAUGAAAGUAGGAACCACGACCACCCAAACAUGUUAUAAUUGCUUAUACCCCACACCACAAAGGCCUCCUUUGAUAUCUAAUUUCAGAAAUGAGCAAUUGAAUUUGGAGAAAACCCAAGUGACCACAGCUAGUGCCUCAAAUAAAGGUGGGAUGUCCACAUAUACUUCACAAAUUAUGAGCAAUAACAAGGGAAACAGAAGACAAAUUCAAUUGACAAAAAUUGAACUACAAGAAAGAAGAAACAAAGGAUUGUGUUUUUAUUGUAAUGAUAGGUUUGGGCCAAGCCACAUAUGUAGGCGGAACCUUAAUAUACUCAUUGUCCAAGAGGAGGAGCAGUCCCAAGAAGAGUUCCAAGAGGAAGAUUGGGCUCCACUAAAAUGUCGCUCACAAGAGGAAGAUACUUUAUUCGUAGCCCAUGUCUCAUUAAACUCUAUUAGGGGAUUGACUUAGCAUGAAACUAUGAAGGUAAAAGACAUCAUGCAUAAUCAAUAGGUAACCAUUCUUAUAGAUACUGGUGCUACCCAUAAUUUCAUAUGCAAUAAGUUGCAGGAAGAGCUAUCUUUAUCUAUCAGCAAAUUCCACAGUUAUGGUAUUGUGAUGGGCAACUAGCAUACCGUGCAAGAUCAUAGGAGAUGUCAUAACAUUCCACUCAAAAUCCAAGAUCUCCUCAUUAUUCAAGAUUGUCUUCCCUUGGAUUUAAGUAGCACAAGUGUCGUAUUGAGAAUGUAGUGACUUAAAACAUUGAUGGAUACAUUCAUAUUAUGGGAAACUAAUCAUGAAAUUUAUGCUCAACAACACGAUCUACACCAUUCGUGGGGAUGCAAGUUUAAACAAAACAACAAUAUCUUUCAAAGCAACAAAACAUGAAUUAAAAAGAAGCCACAUAUGUGUAGUAGAAUUACACCAAUUGUCUAGUACUGCAUUGAAUUUAAACGCCUCACUGGAACAAUUAGAGAUAGUAGGUAGACUACAAAAACAAUUCCCAUAGGUCUUUGAAGCCCUGUUAGGGCUUCCUCCAGAAAGAAUAGAUGAUCAUGCCAUCAAUUUAUUACCAAGUACUCAGCUUAUUAAUCUACAACCAUAUAAGUAUACACGAUUUCAAAAGGAUGAAAUAGAACAACUUGUCCAUGAGUUAUGUACUGCAGACAUCAUUCAACCCUCUAAAAGUCUAUUUGCUAGCCCCAAACUACUUGUAAAAAAAAGGAUGGCAGUUGCAAUUUUGUAUUGAUUAUAAGGCCUUAAAUAAAUCCACAAAUCUAAACAGGUUCCCUAUUCCUAUUGUCGAUGAGUUACUGGAAGAGUUGCAUGGAAUGUCAAUUUUUUCUAAACUAGAUUUAAAGUCUGAUUACUAUCAAAUCCAUAUGAAGCAAGAAGACAUUUAGAAAACCACUUUCAAGACCCAUGAAGGCCACUAGGAAUUCAAGGUUAUGUCAUUUGGGCUCAUUAAUGCCCCAACCACAUUUCAGUACUUAAUGAAUGAUAUAUUCAGACCUUAUCAAUGGAAAUUCAUAUUGAUAUUUUUUGAUAAUAUCUUGGUAUACAAUAAGACUCAUAAAGAAUAUGAUGAACAUUUGGAUAAUGUCUUCCUUAUUCUUGCAGCUAAUAGCCUUUAUAUCAAUGAAAAAAAAUGUCAAUUCAAGCAAUCUCAAUUGGAAUACCUUAGUAAUUGGGUUUCUACAAAAGGAGUAUCUACAGAUCAAGGAAAAUUUUCAACAAUUUGGGACUGGUCUAGUCCUAAGAAUUUGAAAGAAUUACAAGGAUUCUUAAGACUAAUAACUGUCUAUGAUUGCCGGAUUUGUCAAAUGUUAUGCCACUUUAUCAUGGCCCUUGAUUAAAUUGCUCAAGAAGUUUUCCAUAAAUUGAAGGUGGCGAUGACUUCCACACCAGUUUUGGCCCUACUUAAUUUCUCUUAGAAAUUUGUUGUUGAAAUAGAUGCUUCAAAGCACGACAUAGGUGCAUUAUUGAUGUAGGAAGGAUGACCAAUAGCUUAUUUCAGCCAUGCUUUCAAGGAACACUCUCGUCUAAAGUUUACCUAUGAGAGAUAACUCAUCGCCAUUGUGAUGGUAGUCAAAAAGUGAAAGCAUUAUCUCAUGCUCCACCCUUUCAUUAUUCAAACAAACCAAUAUAAUUUGAAAUUCUUGUUCGACCAAAAGGAGAUUCACUCAAAAUAUCACAAAUGGCUCACUACACUAAUGAGAUUUAAUUUUCAAAUACAAUAUAAAUAAGGCAAGAAAAAUGUAACUAUAGAUGCAUUAUCUAGAGCACCACGAUUGACCGAGGUAGUGGUGGCACCCAUGUGCAUUGCACAAGGAGUGGAUGUAACCACAAUCAACAAAGAGGUGGAAGAUGACUCACAACUAUCUAAAAUCAAAAUUGCACUCAUAUAAGGCUCAACUUCUUUCUCACAUUACUCAAUUCAACAAGGAUCCCUUCUCUACAAAGGCAGGCUGGUGCUAUCCCUUACAUCUACUCUUCUAUCCACAUUAUGACGUGAAUUUCAUGACAGCCCACUGGGGGGUCAUGCUUAAUUUUUAAAAACCUAUCGACGAAUUGCUCAACAUGUCUAUGGGCCUACCAUGAAGAAAAUGAUCAAACAGAAUAUUAAUGAAUGCAUUAUCUAUCAAUUAAAUAAGGUUUCAACCUUGUCACAAUAGGAUUUUUGUAGCCCCUACUUAUUCCGAAUAUGAUCUGGACCUCUCCAUGGAUUUUAUAGAGGGUCUACCUAAAUCGAAAGGCUAUGACUCCAUUCUCGUCAUAGUGGACAGACUCAACAAAUUUGGUCACUUUAUACCCCUUAGACAUACAUUCACAGCCAAACAUUGCCCAAAUCUUUGCAACGGAAGUCAUCAAGCUGCAUGGCAUUCCAAGAUCUAUUGUGAUUGAUAGAGGGACCAUAUUUACCAGUGCUUUUUAGAAAGCACUCAACAAACAUCAAGGCACAGAAUUAAAAAUGAGUUCUUCUUAUCACCCCAAACAUAUGGGCAAAUAGAGGUGGCGAACUGAAGCUUAGAGAAUUAUCUCUAAUGCUUUACUGAUGAUAAACCUAAGUUAUGGAGUGACUGGUUACAUUGGGCUGUUAGCUACUUCACAUCAUUCUGUUAUCAAGAUGACCCCUUUUAAAGCAAUGUAUGGAUGGGACCCUCCCACACUUACACGUUAUGGAUCUCCUAUGUCACCAAUUGAUGUAGUCGACACUUAUCUAAAAGAAAGAGAUGAUAUACUUCAACCUCUCAAGAAACAUCUCUUGGCUGCACAGUCCAAGAUGAAAGCACAAGCUAACAAACAUUGACAAGACAAAGAGUUUAAAGUGAGAGAUUUGGCUUAUAUCAGGUUCUAACCUUAUCGUAUGAAAUCAUUAGCCAAGAAAGCUAAUGAAAAAUUGAGUCCCAUAUUUUUUUGGCCCUUACCCUAUCCAAGAGCACAUUGGUUAGGUGGCAUACAAAUUGAAACUUCUCAACUCCAUCACUAUUCACCCAAUUUUCCACAUUUCUCAACUUCACAAAGCACUAGGGAUUUUGCUUACUGUCAACCCAUAUUCUAGGCAUACUGACUAAUGCUUUGGAAUGGAAUGUGACCCCCCAAGAUAUCCUCGCCAUUCAGAAUUCCUCUUUUGACACAGAAGUCUUGGUCAAAUGGGUUGAUCUCCUUGAUUUUGAAGCUUCAUAGGAACUAGCUUCAUCCCUCCACAAGCAAUUUUCGGACUUCUACCUUGAAGACAAGGUAAAGCUCAUGGGGGAGAGUAUUGAUAAGGCUCCACGCACAUCUGCUAGAAGGAAGAAGGCCCAAAGCCCAAUAAGUCAAUAA
Molecule: messenger RNA, 4516 nt
Organism: Spirodela intermedia
Lineage: Eukaryota; Viridiplantae; Streptophyta; Magnoliopsida; Alismatales; Araceae
Source: the annotation of a GenBank genome assembly